Messenger RNA from Heteronotia binoei (common prickly gecko), 1059 nucleotides. RefSeq names its product gastrula zinc finger protein XlCGF17.1-like. Lineage: Eukaryota; Metazoa; Chordata; Lepidosauria; Squamata; Gekkonidae. Gene Ontology annotation, molecular function: RNA polymerase II cis-regulatory region sequence-specific DNA binding; DNA-binding transcription activator activity, RNA polymerase II-specific. The transcript has 2 exons. The annotation marks the transcript as partial. Gene Ontology annotation, cellular component: nucleus. Gene Ontology annotation, biological process: regulation of transcription by RNA polymerase II. The record is from RefSeq and is a predicted model, not a curated record.
CCUUUUGAAUGCUCAGAGUGUGCAAAGAGGUUCACUGAGAGACAGAAACUUCAGAUGCAUCAGAGAAUCCACACAGGGGAGAGACCUUUUGAAUGCUCAGAGUGUGGAAAGAGAUUCAGUCAGAGUGCCAAUCUUCAAACUCAUCAGAGAACCCACACAGGGGAGAGACCUUUUGAAUGCUCAGAGUGUGGAAAGAGAUUCAGUCAGAGUGCCAAUCUUCAAACUCAUCAGAGAACCCACACAGGGGAGAGACCUUUUGAAUGCUCAGAGUGUGGAAAGAGAUUCAGUCACACUGGCAGUCUUCAAAGUCAUCAGAGAACCCACACCGGGGAGAAACCUUUUGAAUGCUCAGAAUGUGGAAUGAGAUUCAGUCAGAGUUGCAAUCUUCAAACUCAUCAGAGAACCCACAAAGGGGAGAGACCUUUUGAAUGCUCAGAGUGUGGAAAGAGAUUCACUGACAGUGGCUAUCUUCAAACUCAUCAGAGAACCCACACCGGGGAGAAACCUUUUGAAUGCUCAGAAUGUGGAAUGAGAUUCAGUCAGAGUUGCAAUCUUCAAAGUCAUCAGAGAACCCACACAGGGGAGAGACCUUUUGAAUGCUCAGAGUGUGGAAAGAGAUUCAGUCGGAGUAGCCAUCUUCAAAGUCAUCAGAGAACCCACACAGGGGAGAGACCUUUUGAAUGCUCAGAGUGUGGAAAGAGAUUCAGUCGGAGUGACUCUCUUCAAAGUCAUCAGAGAACCCACACUGGGGAGAGACCUUUUGAAUGCUCAGAGUGUGGAAAGAGUUUCACUGACAGUGGCAGUCUUCACAGGCAUCAGAGAACCCACACAGGGGAGAGACCUUUUGAAUGCUCAGAGUGUGGAAAGAGAUUCAGUCAUAGUGGCCAUCUUCAAAGCCAUCGCAGUCCCCAGGUCCAGCACAUCGCUUGGAUAUCUGUUUCUCGAAUGUUUCGAAUCACAUCACUCCGCAAUUCAUACAAUAUCAGUCAUCAAUGGCUGGCGUUCCUUGCCUUGCUGAGUGGCAAGGAGCACCAGCCACUGACGACUGACAUUGUUUGA